AAAUUCUCCUCCCACUUAUCUCUGUAUUGAUCGUAGUUCUUGUCGUUGAUCAGAAAUCUUAGUAUUUCGAAUUUUGUAGAAGAAAGUCUUUAUUUAGCUUGUGAAUAGAAUCCCUUUGGAAUCUAUCUAGGUUUUAUCGAACCGGUUAGGGUUUUCGUUUUUGCGGAUCAGCAUCUCUAGAUUUCUCUUAUUUUUUUUUUUAAAUAUCGAUACGAUAAGAUUAGGAGGAGAUAAAAUGGAUAUAGAUGGUGUGAACGAUGUUCAUAUAUUGGAUCCCGAGCUCUUGCAGCUUCCCGGUUUGUCGGUUAAAGCAAACCCUCUUAUCGCUGAAGAACUCUUCUCCCAGUGGCUUUCACUCCCUGAAACUGCCCGUUUGGUGAAGUCUUUGAUUGAUGAUACUAAAUCUAGUACACCAGUGAGUGUAUCCAAGAACUGUGCCAAUCUCAAUAUUUCUUGCGGAAGUGCAUUGCCAUCAGUGUUUCUGAACAGCGGCACUCCCCCGCUUUCCCCACGAAGCUCAUCUGGGUCUCCCCGGUUUUCGAGGCAAAGGACGAGCCCUUCUUCUCUGCAGUCUCCUCUGAAAUCAGCCAGGGAACCAAAGCGUCAACUCAUUCCUCAGUUUUACUUCCAACACGGGCGUCCACCUGCGAAAGAACUGAAGGAGGAAUGUAUAUCCAUGGUUGAUCAUCUUUUUAGUAACUAUAUUGACGGACUUCGUAUAGAUGAGUUCAAAACCAUUACCAAAGAAGUCUGCAAGUUACCUUCUUUUCUUUCUUCUGUACUUUUUAGAAAGAUAGAUACUAGUUCCACUGGUAUCGUCACAAGGGAUGCAUUUAUAAAGUAUUGGGUUGAUGAACAUAUGUUGGCAAUGGACUUAGCCUCACAGAUAUACAAUCUUUUGAGGCAGCCAGGCUGCAAGUACCUUAAACAGGCCGACUUCAAACCAGUUCUUGAUGAGUUACUGAUAACCCAUCCUGGCUUGGAAUUCCUGAGGAACACACCUGAAUUUCAAGAAAGAUAUGCUGAGACCGUCAUCUACAGAAUAUUUUACUACAUAAACAGAUCAGGAACUGGCUGUAUUACUCUUAGGGAGCUGAAGCGUGGUAAUCUUAUUGCUGCUAUGCAACAACUUGAUGAAGAAGACGACAUCAAUAAAGUUAUUAGGUACUUCUCCUAUGAGCAUUUCUACGUUAUCUACUGCAGAUUUUGGGAACUCGAUGGCGACCAUGAUUUCUUUAUUGAUAAGGAAAAUCUCAUCAAAUAUGGUAAUCAUGCUCUUACCUACAGGAUUGUCGACAGAAUAUUUUCACAGGUCCCUAGGCAAUUUACAAGCAAAGUUGAGGGCAAGAUGAGUUAUGAAGAUUUUGCAUACUUCAUUCUCGCUGAGGAGGAUAAGUCAUCUGAGCCUAGCCUUGAGUAUUGGUUCAAGUGCAUAGACCUGGAUGGAGAUGGGGUAAUCAGUCCGAACGAAAUGCAGUUUUUCUAUGAAGAGCAGCUGCAUCGCAUGGAGUGCAUAACCCAAGAACCUGUACUCUUCGAGGAUAUCCUAUGUCAAAUAUUUGACAUGAUUAAACCCGAGAAGGAGAACUGCAUCACACUCCAGGAUCUGAAAGCAUCGAAACUUUCUGGAAACAUAUUCAAUAUACUAUUCAACUUAAACAAAUUCAUGGCGUUUGAAACCCGUGACCCUUUCCUCAUUCGCCAGGAGCGGGAAAAUCCAACAUUGACAGAAUGGGACCGGUUUGCUCAAAGAGAGUAUGUGAGGUUAUCAAUGGAAGAAGAUGUGGAGGAAGUGUCGAAUGGGAGUGCAGAUGUUUGGGAUGAACCACUCGGAUCUCCAUUUUAGCGACCUUCAAUAAUAGUGUUUUGGGAAGAGGAAGAGGUUUGGAUCUUCUUCCUUGGUCGCUUGGGAACAACUUUCAGACAACCACGAAAGCCACCGGUCUCUUCCACGUAGAGAUCGGCGACAGUGAGACUUCUCCUGAAGAAGGCUUUGUGUUAUUUGUCUGACUUGGGGUUUUUCAUGUUAGAACCCUUUUUCGAUCUACAUGUAUAUUAUUAUCUGUUUAUAGUGUUUUGUGGAACCAAAUAACGAUGGUUGAACUAUCAUAUGUACAAAAACUCUUUUUGUGGGUAAAAAAGGAGUACAAUUUGUUUUGCCUGUUCAAAUACUUUUAUUUCCAUUUGUGUAUUUCUCAUCCGGAUAGUAAAGUAAGCACUUUGUAAUUAGUACUCACCAUGUUUAGCAUUAAAAUUUAUUAUUUUAUGAUGAUUGC
This is a messenger RNA of Eruca vesicaria subsp. sativa (arugula), 2276 nucleotides long. Lineage: Eukaryota; Viridiplantae; Streptophyta; Magnoliopsida; Brassicales; Brassicaceae. The record is from the annotation of a GenBank genome assembly.